This is a messenger RNA of Podarcis raffonei (Aeolian wall lizard), 2553 nucleotides long. It is a transcript of the gene PEX13, whose product is annotated as peroxisomal biogenesis factor 13. Gene Ontology annotation, cellular component: peroxisomal membrane; peroxisome; peroxisomal importomer complex. The transcript has 5 exons. The coding region runs from base 122 to 1294 and encodes 390 amino acids. Gene Ontology annotation, molecular function: protein binding. NCBI's taxonomy places the organism in Eukaryota, Metazoa, Chordata, Lepidosauria, Squamata, Lacertidae. The record is from RefSeq and is a predicted model, not a curated record. Gene Ontology annotation, biological process: protein import into peroxisome matrix, docking.
CGGUCGAUCCCCGAGCUCCGCGCGUCGCCUGCGAGGGGCGGGGUCUCUUCCCCGGCGGGACCGACGGCUCGGCGCUCGCCUCGGGAGACGGCCGAGCCUGGGCGAAGGUCCGGCGAAGACGAUGGCGGCCAACCAACCGCCGCCCCCGAAGCCCUGGGAGAACCGGAGGCUAUCUGCAGAUGUGGGAGUUAGUCAGCUGACGCGGCCCGGACAGCCCACCCUCACCCGCGUGCCCCCUCCCAUUGUGCCAAGGCCAUCUCAACAGACUGGGAGCACGGCCCUGAGCUCUUUCAGGCCUUCGUACAGCAGUCCCUUCAGCUCAGGCUACGGCACGUACGGGAACUCCUUCUACGGAAGCUACAGCCCUUACAGCUAUGGAUAUGGCGGCAUGGGCUACAACCGGUUUCGGAUGGAUGACGUUCCCGCCAGCCGGUUUGUGCAGCAGGCCGAGGAGAGCAGCCGUGGUGCGUUCCAGUCCAUCGAAAGCAUUGUGCAUGCCUUCGCCUCGGUCAGCAUGAUGAUGGACGCUACCUUUUCGGCGGUCUACAACAGCUUCCGAGCCGUCUUGGAUGUAGCCAACCACUUCUCCCGGCUCAAGAUCCACUUCACCAAGGUGUUUUCGGCUUUUGCCUUGGUGAGAACUAUACGGUACCUUUACAGGCGGCUGCAGCGGUUGCUGGGUCUGAGAAAGAAUUCCGAAAAUGAUGAUUUGUGGGCAGAAAGCGAAGGGACUGUGGCCUGUGCUGGCCCCGAGGAAAGGGCGGCCAACUCUGCAAAAUCCUGGCCCAUUUUCCUAUUCUUUGCCGUGGUUCUCGGGGGUCCCUACCUCAUUUGGAAGCUGCUGUCCACCUACACUGAGGACGAAACAGUUUCCAGCAAUUGGGCAAGUGGAGAGGAUGAUCAUGUUGUUGGGAGAGCAGAAUACGAUUUCAAUGCUGUUUCGGAAGAAGAAAUUUCCUUCCGUGCUGGCGAAAUGCUAAAACUGGCACCCAAAGAACGACAACCCAAAAUACGUGGCUGGCUCUUGGCCAGCCGUGAUGGCCAGACAACAGGACUUGUUCCCGCUAAUUAUGUCCGAAUACUCGGCAAAAGGAAAGGAAAGCGAGCCGUAGAGCUGGAGAAGGUUACUGAGCAUGAGCCGGCACUCAGCAACGCCACUUUGAUCCCAGGAGCCACAGCUUCCGACACCCUGGAAGAGCAAGAAGCUGCCUUUGAGUCUGUUUUUGUAGAAAAUAAUAAAGUCCCUGUCACAUCCAGCUCUGCUGUGCUUGGUGGAGACAAACAGGACCUUUGAUGCAUUUAUCAGAGUAAGCCUGUGGUGGUCACGGUAAUUCUGUAGGAUAGGCAUUCAGUAGUGAUGUAGCGGAACACUGUUAGUCAUUGGGAGGGAUGUUUUCAGUCUAAGCCUGUCCUUGGUUCUUUUGGCAUUGAACAGUUGUGUUAAGCAGGCUAGCAUCCAUUUCAUUAUCUCAGGCGUGGGUGAGUUUUGGAGUGCAGGAGACUUGGCACCUUGUCCCGUUCAACGGAAGGAGCUGGGCUGAGAGGUUCCCCAGGCAGCUAUCUGCUUUGAAGUCCUCCUCAGGGACUGAAUACAGCGUCACUGUGGCGGUUCCAAGAAAGAACAUGUUUUAACCAAGUCUUCACGCAUAGUGCAAGAUUGGUUUUCUUUCCCUCCUUACACCCAGUUUUUGUGAGAUGAAGAAUCUCUGGCUCAUGGGGAUAUCAGGAAACCUUUGGGGGGAGGUGAAUUAAUACUUCCAUAAGUUAGUAGUUCUGUAUGGAAGGCACUUUAGAACUGACAGCAAGCCUAGUUAAUUGUACUUCCAAGAUGUGAGGCGACAUGUGCUUGGUCCUCUUUUCAUAGAUAGGCUUUCUACUCUGAGCUUUGCUCCUUUGUGCUGCCUUAGACCCCUGUGCUUGAAGCUUCAUUCAUUCUUCAUGUCAUUCUUUGCCUGGACUAGUAGGCAAUUGCUCUUUAACUAGUAAUACUGCAUCACUUUUUCUUCCAGUUCAGGUUUGUGACAUCUGUGGCUCUGCUUUUUUCCUGUCAACUGCAAGCUGAUCUAUCAAGAAUGCCUCAUUGAGGCUCAAACUGCAUGUGACAGCAGAUCUGUAUGUUUUAAACCCAAAUCUGCCACUAUUACAUGCAGUCUCAGCUUCAGUGUUUAGUAAAUCUGAUUUUCUCAUCCCUUACAAUUGCAGGUACGAGCUGAUAGUCAUCCUUUGGCAUUGCUCUACUAAGGAUGCUAAACUUUGCUCCUAUAAAGGUUGAGAUGUUACUUUACAAAGCCGGACUAACAUGAAAAUGAAACUUGUUUUCUGAAAUCAUGUUUGCUACUGUAUUGAUGCCACACUAUUCUGAAUAGUGAGAUAAAAAUCCAGGUUGAUUCUGGGAAGAUGUGAUAAUUAAUAAAACUAAUUUCAGGCUGCAAUUUCUUAAAGUGGUAAACCAGAGCUCCACAAUUUCUGUAGCAGCUAUGAACUUCCAGUGCGACACAACUGCAUAUCCAUCUUUGUAGACUGUUUUAAAAUAAAAUACUGAGUCUGACACAA